UUUAAAGCGAAUAAUUGCGAUAACAAAAAAAAACAAAAAAACGUGGACGGUUGCUUUGGAAUCAAAAUCGCUAGUAUUAACAAGACGUGAUAAAUUAACUUGUAGAAGUCUAUGGACAAUUUUGGGAAUAUAAAGCAAGAAGAAAUGAAGAAACAGAUUAAAUCGUCAGAUAUGGAGAAGCCAGUUGAAAUAGAGGCCAUGCUUGGCCAUGCUGAGGACGAAUACAACAGUGGCACAACUCCGAGGAGCAGAAUGUUGUUUUCAUCCACAUGUAGCACUUACAUGACUCUUUUAGGAUUUUCCAUCGGCAUGUCUGACUUUUGGAGGUUCCCAUUCCUCGCAUACAGAAAUGGUGGAGGUGCAUUUCUCAUACCUUUUGUUGUUAUGAUAGUGCUGUGUGGAUUUCCCCUUUAUUUCCUGGAAUACUCGGUUUCAAAGUUUUCCGGAAGAGGCCCGUACAGGAUCUGGGAUAUCUGUCCUAUGUUUCGAGGUAUCGGUAUAACCAUUGUCCUUGCGUACUCUCUCUGGAUGAUUGGUACCACCGUCCUGCGAUGUUGGAUCAUUGAUUUCCUCCUCAACUCCUUCCGGGAGACACUUCCAUGGACCCAUUGUGAUAACCCUUGGAACACCCUUACUUGCAGAGAUCUCGAAAACAGUUUUGAACUUGCUUCAAAUGUGUCUCAAAGUAUCACCAAUUCCUCUUUGUUUACGAGUAACGACACAUAUGUCACAGACAAUGCAAUGGCAAUUAAUUCCGGUUUGUCAGAUCAUCUUCUUUCGAAUGCAACUAUAUUUGACUCGAUGGCUAGUUUAGCGGAAGGAAUUGCGAGAAACUCGUCCACUUCAUCAGCGAUAAAACUCCUUGGAGCCAACAUGACUUCAGCUGAAGAGUUUUGGCAAUAUUAUGUUCUUGAGUUAUCGUCCGGGAUGUCCGACUUUUCCCAUAUUCAGUGGCGACAUGUCGGUACAUUGGUUAUCAUCAGAGUUGUUAUCUUUUGUGGCCUUAUAAAGAGCAUAAAAUCCAUAGAGAAGGUCAUAUACGUGACGGCGACAGUACCAUUCUUUUUGACAGUGGCCAUCUUCAUACGAUCACUGAUGCUGCCGGGAGCCGCCAACGGACUCAUUCAUUUUAUCUACCCAGAUUUCGAGAAGAUAAUGCAGCCAAGGGUGUGGAUCGAAGCAACAUUAAUGACGUUCUACACCCUUGGUUUCGGUUGGGGCGGGAACAUGCUCCUUGGUUCACAUGCACAUUUUAAGGAAAACAGUCUCAGAACGUCUAUCGUCUUACCCCUGUGUAAUAUGUUUAUGGCUGUGUUCAGUGGAAUGGUUUGUUUUUCUGUACUUGGCAACAUGGCUCACAGCUAUGGCGUUGAAAUCACAGAGGUCAUCAAUGCAGGUAUGUCCGUUGGCAUUGUGGCCUAUAUAACUGCCCUGUCUGCGCUGCCCUUCCCACAGAUAUGGACAGUCUGCUUUGUAGCAGCCAUAAUACUGACAGGGAUAGACGGACAGCUUGUGCCUAUGGACAUGUUGAUGCAAGUCCUUGGCGAUCUCUUCCCAAAAUUGAGGAGAAUUCCGACAUUAAUCGUGGUCGGGCUUGUAUUCUUCAUGUUUUCGUUGCCGACCUGCACUGGGGCUGGGGCGUAUAUAUUUUUGUGGAUGGAUUGGUACAACGGAGCGUGGAUCGGCCCGAUAGUUGCCUUUGUUGAACUGGUGACAAUUGCUUGGAUUUACGGAAUGGAUCGUUUCAACGAGGAUGUCCAGAUGAUGAUAGGCAGAGAUGUUCCUAUGGUUCUUCGAAUACUUGCAGCUUUUAUCGCUCCAAUCAUAGUUUUGAUUAUAUUUCUGACGAGCUGUGUUGAGUACGUUCCCCCAUCGUACGGCGAGUACGUAUACCCAUCCCUGGCACGUGUACUUGGAUGGGUCAGCGUCGCCCUUGUUAUGUCUCCUAUGUGGAUACAGGCGGUACAGACUGUCAGGGCAGAACAUGGGACAAUAGUAAAUAAACUACAACAAGCACUGUCUCCGUUAUCAAUUUGGGGCCCGUGUGAAGGGGAAUUCGAAAAGGAAUACAAAAUGAAGCAAUCCAAGUUUAAGAACAGAAAUAUAUUCGAUUUAUUCGUUUACAAUUUAUUUGGAAGAGUAAGGGAGCAGAAAGUUGACGCAAAUAUCUACAAGAACGGAUUGAUAUGAGGAUGUCGUACAUUGUAUUUAACCGGAUUUUCAAACUCAAUCAUUUUUUUUUUAAAUAAAAAAAAUCUUAUAAUUCUAAACUAAAAAUUAUAAUACCGAAAAUGUGAAAAAUACUGUAUAUUUAGAGGAUAUUUGUUGAAUUCAGUGUAAGAUCGUAUUUUAUUUCACGAGUGGUCACAGAAAAAAUAUUUUCACGAGUGGCGUAGGGAAGUAACGAAGGGAAGUAACUGCGGUAUAAUCGAUAUGUCAAAGUUACCUCCUCUUCGCGCAAGCAGUCCUUCCACUAAAAAAAAGUUCCACACUUUAUGAAAAUGGUUGUUGGAAUUUGAAUUUAGAUUAAACCCUAGUUCCAUCAACGAAACCUAUCAUGUUUAACAUUUAAUGAGACAAAAAACAAGUAUUUAAACAAAAGCAUUUCGUAAAUAAAAAAAUGUAUCGCGAAGAAAUACAAUUCAAUGAAACUUGAGCAUGUGACAUUUUUGUACAUUCAAAAACAAUUUCAACAGAUUUAAAUUAACAAUGAUGGACUUUUACAAGUGUGUAUUUGUAAAAGCAACGGAAGUCACUGUCGCUUCAGACUCUGGAUCUUACGGGGUUUUUUCGGGGUGAAUACAUGCUCAGUGCAGCCGAAGGAUGUUUUGUUGUUGAGACAGCGAAUUAGUUUCAUAUCUAUUAAAGUUGAAUGUCACAUUCCCGUGUGUUUACGAAGACCCCAGAGGAAAUGUCGAGGAUGUGCCCGAAGAUGCUUUUGAGAGGGAUGCAGCGGUCACAUGUACGCGGUUAGAGUUUGUAGGAAGAAAUGGUCUAUCAACUCUAUUACUAGCACAUGUGGCAAAGUAAAUAUUCAACCGAUACCUACCAAUUGUAACAGUAUUUUCCAUGAAAUAGUUCAUACAUAAAUUGGUAAGCUUGUUCUUUUUGAUAGUUAUAAUCAAUCGCAAAAAAAAAAUGUUUGUUUUAUUAAAAUUAUUGCAUAAAGAUGGACAAAAUAGUCCCGAGUUGUCUGUACAGAGUGGAAUUGAGCAAGGGUUAUCAUUUCACUCGAGCCAGAGUUAUCAUUCAGUAAUAUUUUUCACUCUUUCACCGGUAUGCAUGAAAUAAGUACUGUAUAUUAUACUAUGUUAGUAUAAUAUACAGUACAAAGUGCAUAUUUAUUAAAAAAAAUAUUUUUCAAUAUUUUUUCACAAAAUCGGUAUUAUAAAUUUUAGUUUACAAUUAUAAGAAUUUUUGUAGUAAGUCAUAUCAUAUCAAGAGAUCAAAAAAAAAAAUGUCGGUUAACAGCAUGUGUGUCUGUCACGUAAUUGUAACUUUGAUAAUAAAACUUUAAUAUG
Messenger RNA from Mya arenaria, 3521 nucleotides. RefSeq names its product sodium-dependent proline transporter-like. Gene Ontology annotation, biological process: sodium ion transmembrane transport. The transcript has 14 exons. The record is from RefSeq and is a predicted model, not a curated record. Bases 112 to 2190 code for a protein of 692 amino acids. Lineage: Eukaryota; Metazoa; Mollusca; Bivalvia; Myida; Myidae. Gene Ontology annotation, cellular component: membrane. Gene Ontology annotation, molecular function: L-amino acid transmembrane transporter activity.